GAUAUACACAUUCUAUACUUUCUCUCAUAAAUUUGAUACGACUAAAACUAUAUUGUCAAACUGACGAGUAUCAACAACGGAUGUCGCUCUAAUAAUAAUUCUGUUUAUAUACAUAAGGACAAUGUGUACAUUCGCAGAGGAGACUAGUUUGUCUUACAUUUGGGAUGCGAUGGGAGACCUAAGCGCUGUGCCGCAGAAGAAGAUCGUAGAUUAUCUCCUGGAGCGUUUGGAACGGGGUCAUAUUUACACAUGGGUCGGCACUCUCCUUUUGGCGAUCAAUCCCAGCGGCGAGAUUACCACCGAGGACAUUUACGAUCUCUCACAAGCUCACGAGUAUGACAAUAUAUGCGAUGUGAGCUGUAAGGAAGUGUCGCCUCACAUAUUCGCCGUGGCUGCCCGGGCGCACUACAGGAUAGUUCAGGGUCUCGGAAAACCCAGCCAGGUGAUAGUCCUAAAUGGAGAAACCGGAACAGGAAAGACCUUCAAUGCAUGGAAGGCGCUGGAAUUCCUGACCAGAAACUCACCCCCUGAAGCCCUCGAGACGCGAGAUGUAGUUUGUGGUAUCGUGCGGAGGAUUUCGGUCGCCUGCCGUUUGAUAUCGGCCUUCACAACUGCGCCCACUGAAAUAAACAAAGUUAGCUCGAGGCAUGUGCAACUCGUAUGGCUCGAGUACAAAAUGGGUAGCAUAUGCGGAGCAACGAUAUCCUCCUACCUCCUGGAAAGGGACAGAGUCACGAAGGGCUGCUGUAAUUUUCAGAUUUUUAAUCAGAUGAUGAGCGCGGUAGGAAAUGUAAUAUUCGCGGACUCCAAAUUGUCGAUGGAUACGCGAUACUUCAUGAUGAGCGACUUUCCGAAUGAGGAUUCUCCGAAAGUACAAGAGUUCUGCGACGAUUUCCGUGAGACUACAAGAGCGAUGGAUAUAUUAGGGUUUACAGUGAGUCAGAAGAAGGACGUUUUCUUCAUUCUCUCUCUGCUCAUUCACAUGAGUAACAUACAGUUUGUGGAGGAGGACGAUCGUUGCAAGAUCGAUACCAAUGAUCAACAAUCUAGAGAAGCCUUGAAGAACACAUGCAGGCUGGCUUGUAUCAAAGAAGAGGACAUCGCCGAAUUGCUCACAUCUACUUUAAUAAACCCUCAAAACACCCGGCGUCGACACACCGUCUGCCGACGUAAUCUCACCACGACAAAUGCCUGUCGCUACCGAUUGCACAGCAUCAUCCGCCAUUUGUACGAUCUUCUUUUCAGCUGGCUGAUCAACUUCGUAAACAAAAUCUUGUCCGCCCGUUUGUACAGCGAACGAUUGGGAAUAUUGGACAUCUUCGGAUUCGAAUGCUUUGAUUCAAACGGCAUCGAGCAACUUUGCAUUAAUUUUAUCAACGAAAGAUUGCAGCAAUAUUUCGUAGAAAACUAUCUGGUGUCCUGCCGGAACGAUCUGCAAAAAGAGGGUCUCAUCGACGAUCAGAAAUCGUUCCAAAUUGUGCAAUUGUACGAAGAUCGCAUAAGCACGAUCGAAAAAUAUUUGUUUACUGCCAUAAACGAUAUGUGUCUAUCGACUGUUUCGAACAGCUCGUCCACAUUAAUACGCCAAGUGAAUGCUAAAAACUGUCCUGCAACGAGACGAUUUUUAAACGUAAGGAAAGAAAAUUUUGUUAUACAGCAUUACUGUGGUACCGUACAAUAUUCCGCCUACGAUCUGCUUUCCAAGAAUACUGAUAAGAUUCCGGACGAGAUAACGAUAACAUUCAGCGUGAGUACGAACAAAUUUCUACAUUCGUUAAUUACCAAAAAUAAUCCAUCUCAAGUUAAUGGGAAAGCGAAGAAGCCUACGAUGCUUUCGAAGCUCCGAUGUAACGUGGACUUAUUAAUACAAGAAUUAAACAAAUGUGACACGCAUUACGUUCGCUGCAUUAAGCCACAGCGACUUAACAGCCAAGAGUGGGAUCGAGACAAUCUUCGCAAGCAAUUGGCUAAUACGGGUGUCCUUGAUGCGUUACCACUGGCCAGAUGUAAAUAUUCGAUUCAUUUCAUCUACUGGGAUUUCUUCAAACGCUACAGUAGAAAACGCACAGAAACCUGCAAUAAUUUACGUAUAGCUUGCAAAAACAUACUGGAGUCGUCCUCCCUGAACGACGAUAAUUCAUCGGUGCAUUACGGGAAACGUUUAAUCUUUUUAAAAGAAUCUAUAUUUCUGCGAUUAGAGGCGGCUAGGAGGCGAUACCGCGCCGAAUGUGUCUGGAAGAUCGAAAAUUUUUGGUUGAAAUAUAAGAAUUAUACGCAAUAUAUGGAAGAGAACAUAACUGAUGGUACUCGGGAAAUUGUUAGCACCAAUAUCCAAAAUGAAUUAAUUGAGGAAUCUCAAUCGGAACUCAAGACCGUCACGUCUAUUUCAGGAAUGAAUUGCUGUGCAAAACAGCACGAAUCGCAAAAUAUAAAAGAAACUUCAAAAAAUACGGAAAAUGAUACUCAAGCGAUCGUUAAAAAAAAUUCGCGCGAGCAAUCCCAAUUCGAGAGAUCCCUGUUAGAAUACGAACGUAUUAUACCAGUACAAGAUUGUCCACGUCUCAUGUCUGGAAACUAUUUAAAGAUACUAACAACAUUAGCAAAAAAAACUGCAUAUAUAUUGCAUUGGCUGGAUGGUGUGAAUAAAGCAAAUGACACAGAAGAAAAUAAACCAUCGAUAUUAGAACUGAUACGAGAAGAUUACAAUAACGAUCAAUCAGACAGUAGCAAUUGCUGCGAGGAUAUUCCAUUACAAAACCAUAAACCUUUAGAUGAUGAUAAGUUUCAUGUGCAAAAUAAACGUGAGGAGAAUCAUGGAUAUUAUAACAAGAAGGAAGAUUUGUAUAUUAUACAAUGUGGUACUUUUAAGCUAUUUUACAAAAAUGGAGUUUUGAGCCGACGACGUCCAGCAAGGCUACCAAUUAGAGUACAUACUCGACUCAGGUGUCUACCCAACUCACAUUAUUUGGUACAUACGGAGUUACCACAGGGUCUACAGGAUUGUCUUUAAAAAGAAUAUUUGUACAAAUAUAAUUCAUAAUAUUUAGGAGAGUCCCCCUGAACUCUCUUUGCGCUAAACACAUAUAUACAUACAAAUAAUUAUCUAAUUUAUAUUGAGGUAAACAAAAUUCAUUUAAUUUAAAAGAUUUACAUACAAACUUUCAAGAACUGUCUUCUUUUGUCUCGACUGACGUGAAGGAUAGGAAAUAGAUUCGCGUUAGAAAAUAAGAAAAGAUUAACGACAUGCUAGUAGAGACUGGCAUGUAAAAAUUAUUAAA
Messenger RNA from Trachymyrmex cornetzi, 3278 nucleotides. RefSeq names its product myosin-1. Gene Ontology annotation, biological process: actin filament organization. Gene Ontology annotation, cellular component: membrane; myosin complex; cytoplasm. Lineage: Eukaryota; Metazoa; Arthropoda; Insecta; Hymenoptera; Formicidae. Gene Ontology annotation, molecular function: actin filament binding; ATP binding; microfilament motor activity. The transcript is spliced from 14 exons. The record is from RefSeq and is a predicted model, not a curated record. Bases 122 to 3010 code for a protein of 962 amino acids.